GAGUGCGGGGAUGUUGUGAGGCGGAUGGUCGCUCUCGGUCCGGCGGCGUCGGCGGCGGCGGGAAUGGCGCUGGAGGAAGAGGGGCUGCGGCUCCUACAGAGCGUCAAAGUCAAGAUCGGAGAAGCAAAAAACAUGCCUCCCUAUCCAGGACCAAAUAAGAUGAGGGAUUGCUACUGUACUGUCAAUCUGGAUCAAGAAGAGGUGUUUAGGACCAAAAUAGUGGAGAAAUCCUUAUGCCCGUUUUAUGGUGAAGACUUCUAUUGUGAAAUUCCAAGAACAUUCCGCUACCUAGCAUUUUAUAUUUUUGACAGGGACGUCUUUCGGAGGGAUUCGAUUAUUGGUAAAGUUGCCAUCAAAAAAGAGGAACUUCAGAAAUAUCAUAAUCGAGAUACCUGGUUCCCACUUCAGCCGGUGGAUGCUGAUUCCGAAGUUCAGGGCAAAGUUCACCUGGAGCUGAGACUGAGUGAAGUCAUCACUGAUGUUGGGACCAUUUGCCAUAAAUUGGCCACACGUGUUAUAGAGUGCCAAGACUUGCCAAUAGUCAAUGGACAAUGUGAUCCAUAUGCAACAGUUACCUUGUCGAGCCCAUCCAGGUCUGAGUUGAAGAAAACAAAAGUAAAACGAAAGACGAACAAUCCCCAGUUUGAUGAAGUGUUUUAUUUUGAGGUGACCAGGCCAUGCAGCUACAGUCGAAAGUCACACUUUGAUGUUGAGGAGGAACAUGUUGAGAAGAUGGAAAUCAGGAUUGACCUCUGGAAUGCCAGUAACUUGAAGUUUGGUGAUGAAUUUCUUGGGGAACUGCGGCUCCCUUUAAAGAUUCUAAAGCAGUCUUCCUCCCAUCAAGCAUGGUACUUCCUGCAGCCUAGAGAUAAUGGAAAGCCGAUUAAACCUGUUGAUUUGGGUUCCUUGCGGUUAAAUGUUGUCUACACUGAGGACCACGUUUUCCCUACUCAAUAUUACGACCCAUUGAGAGACCUUUUAUUAAAAUCAGCAGAUGUUGAGCCAGUUUCUGCGUCGGCCGCUCACGUGUUGGGUGAAGUGUGUCGUGAGAAGCAGGAAGCAGCCGUUCCCCUGGUCAGACUCUUCCUGCAUUAUGGGAAGAUCGUUCCCUUCAUCAGCGCAAUUGCAAACGCUGAAAUAAAUAGGACCUUGGACCCUAACACCAUCUUCCGAGGGAACUCCUUAACCUCCAAGUGUAUCGAUGAAACAAUGAAACUGGCGGGGAGGCAUUACCUGCAGGUCACACUGAAGCCCAUCGUCGAUGAGAUAUGUGAAGUCCACAAACCCUGUGAAAUUGACCCAGUUAAACUGAGAGAUGGUGAAAACCUGGAAUGUAACAUGGACAACCUCAGGCAAUAUGUUGAAAGAAUUUUCAACGUCAUCACGAAAUCAGGCAUGAGUUGUCCCACAGUCAUGUGUGACAUCUUCUUCUCCCUGAGAGAAUCUGCUGCCAAGAGAUUCCAAGGCGAUGCUGACGUGCGGUACACGGCUGUGAGCAGUUUCAUCUUCCUGCGGUUCUUUGCUCCAGCUAUUCUUUCACCAAACCUGUUCCAACUUCACCCUCACCACCCGGACCCAUUAACAGCACGGACUCUGACCCUGGUAUCCAAGACCAUCCAGACUUUGGGCAGCUUAUCCAAAUCCAAGUCUGCAAGCUUCAAAGAAUCCUACAUGGCCACAUUCUACGAGCACUUUAAUGAACAGAAAUAUACAGAGGCUGUAAGAAAUUUCCUAGAUUUAAUCUCCUCAUCUGGAAGGAAGGACCACAAAAGCAUUGAGCAACCCAUCGUAUUAAAGGAAGGGUUUAUGAUCAAGAGAGCACAGGGAAGAAAUCGCUUUGGCAUCAAGAACUUUAAGAAGCGAUGGUUCCGUCUCACCAACCACGAGUUCACCUAUCACAAGCACAAAGGUGACCAGCCAUUGUACAAUAUUCCAAUUGAAAAUAUUCUUGCAGUCGAGAAACUGGAGGAAGAGUCUUUCAAAAUGAAAAAUAUGUUUCAAGUAAUUCAGCCAGAAAGAGCAUUGUACAUACAGGCCAACAACUGUGUGGAAGCAAAAGAUUGGAUUGACAUCUUGACUAAAGUUAGCCAGUGCAACAAGAAGCGAUUGACCAAGUACCAUCCCUCAGCCUACCUCAACGGGCACUGGUUAUGCUGCAAGGCCAGUGCAGACUCUGCGCCAGGCUGUACUCCGUGCACAGGUGGCCUACCAGCCAACAUCCAGCUAGAUGUGGAUGGUGACAGGGAGACUGAGCACAUAUAUUCACUCUACAACAACUACAGGACCAAGUUGGAGAAGAUGCAAGAGGCAUGUGGUAGUAAGUCUGUGUAUGAUGGUCCGGAGCAGGAGGAAUAUUCAUCGUUCAUUAUCGAUGACCCUCAGGAGACGUAUAAAGUGUCUAAACAGAUUCUAGCUGCAGUUCGAACCCUGGAGUUGGAGCAUGCUCAAUAUACGAAGAAUAAGUUCAAGAGGACCAAGUAUGGCAGCCAGGAGCAUCCAAUUGGUGAUAAGUCUCUUCAGUGUUACAUAACUCAAAACUCAGGAUCUUCAACCAAUUCCGUGUGACCAACUGCCUGAAGGAAGACCUGGGAAUGCCAAGAGUAUUACUUUAUACCUGAAGGAGCUGGAUAUUUAGUGGCCACAGACUGAAAAUGAGGUUUUAAAACGCAGAAGAUAAUUCGUAUGAUACGUUCAGAUUUGAAGCAUUCAACCUACACACGUUCCUUCUGAUUUUAACAAUGUUUUCACAAACAGUUACAGUGUGCACUUUUAGUCAUCUGAUGGUGACAGAUGACUAGCCAUUUGCCUUUAAGGCAAUUAUUUUUUUAACUGCUUCUGGGAGGUGAUCAGUUCAAUGAUCAUUGAAAGUGAACCAGUCUGUAAGCAACUCCAGUGUAAAGUUUUGAGAAUUGUUGGAUCCAAGCCAAGCUGAGUAUUGAAGUAAGGAAAGCAAUAGAAUCUCACAAGCUGCAAGCGCACAAUGGUAAACUCGGGGAACACCACUAGACAGAGCCUCGGACUGAGAGUGGGGUUUUACUUCCUGAUGCGUCCCAUCCAAGGAAUGGAGGGAUGGGGGAAUCUGUGCCUCAGUAAAGCCUUGUGAGUUUACCCUUUAGACAUGUCAAUAUCAGUUAGUAUUCACCCCAGAAUCCCGCUGACCUCCACCCCUCUGCCCCCCACCAACCAUGAAAAGACACCCAUUACACAGCAGACUUUUCUGAAUUGCACUGCAAACUGCUCCUCUUUGCUCCUGGGUUGAGGAUUCUGUUUCCAGGGAGAGGAUGCGCCCAGUAUUGCCACCGUGUCCGGUCCAUGAAGCUAUUAGGCACUGUUCUCUUCUACAGUUGGCACCAGUCAUCUCAGUGCCAUUUGGCAAACUCCUGGGUGUGUGUAUGUGAGGGCACCAUGUCCCCAUGAAUCCUGCAUUGUUAAACUGUGUCACUCAGACAAAACUGUUGUCUGCAGCUGGAAAAAAGACUCUUAACUUCUGUGCCAUUUCCUGUUGUAUCGUGUGUGCAGUCUUAGAAGCCCUUUCAUUUAAUGGAAUUGUGUAUGCCAUAGCGACAGAGCAUGCAGUGGUGGCACUGCCUGUACAGCCCACCUGACACAGUACAAUGACUGAAGCAGUGUGCGUAAUCUUGCAUUGACGUAUCCUGCAUCAGGGAUACGACAUGUAUCAUCGUCCAUACACUGUGAUAAAGGCAAUUUGUUAGUGCCAUUACUAAUGACCGUUGUAGAGUUUGGGGCCCAGGUACUCUGCUGUGGAAUAUUUACUGACCCCCCCCCAUGCCUCCUGCUUCAGUUUUAACAGAAAGUAGGACUCAAAUCUUCAUUUGCAAUCGCACAUUUUUAUCUAAAGGGAUGAAAAUACGACCACAAUUGUAGGUAGAUAGAAUUCCUCUGAAGCUGCAGGGAGUUGUCCAUUAGUAUGUAUCUGUUUUUAAGAGAAGCACUGUCCUAGUGAUAGAAUUGGUUUAUCAUGUUUUAGAAAAAUGUUGAAUAGAUUGUAUAGUAGUAGUAUUCCUGACCUGUCAAAAGGAAAACGGAUUGAGAAGUGUUCAAUUCCAUGGAGAGUCUCCAUUAGACCUGCCAGCUGAACAGAUUCUCCUGCAAUGCUUGUAAGUUAACACUUUACCUAGAAUACUAAUCGGACACCUUGCAUUUUUAACUGCCAAAAUAAAAUCACAAGUUUUUAAA
This is a messenger RNA of Carcharodon carcharias (great white shark), 4197 nucleotides long. It is a transcript of the gene rasa3, whose product is annotated as RAS p21 protein activator 3. The coding region runs from base 25 to 2565 and encodes 846 amino acids. Gene Ontology annotation, molecular function: GTPase activator activity. The record is from RefSeq and is a predicted model, not a curated record. The transcript is spliced from 24 exons. Lineage: Eukaryota; Metazoa; Chordata; Chondrichthyes; Lamniformes; Lamnidae. Gene Ontology annotation, biological process: negative regulation of Ras protein signal transduction; regulation of GTPase activity; intracellular signal transduction.